AUCACAGCUACACCUUCACCCAUUACACAACAACCAACCCCAUACAUUCACCCGAACCACCGCAUCUGCUCCGCCUGUCGCUUCCACCCGGAUUCAUUCGCACUUCCACCACACGCAUAGUCCCAACACCAUCUUGGCCGCCUGACAGUCGCCGCCUACACCGUCAACAUGCCUUCAGCCACAGGCCAGUCCUGGGAGAAGUACCAGAAGAACUUCGCCGACGACGAGGUUGAGGAGAAGAAGAUCACACCUCUGACUGACGAGGACAUUCAGGUGUUGAAGACAUACGGAGCGGCACCCUAUGGCGCUGAACUCAAGAAGCUGGAGAAGGAGAUCAAGGACAAGCAACAGACGAUAAACGAGAAGAUUGGCGUCAAAGAAUCAGAUACCGGUCUCGCACCUCCACAUCUCUGGGAUAUCGCCGCCGAUCGCCAACGGAUGCAAGAAGAGCAACCACUUCAGGUCGCACGAUGCACCAAGAUAAUACAGGACGAGAAGGAUUCAGAGAAGAGCAAAUAUGUCAUCAACGUCAAGCAGAUCGCCAAGUUCGUCGUCAACCUCGGAGAACGCGUCUCACCCACCGAUAUCGAGGAGGGCAUGCGGGUAGGUGUCGACCGGAACAAAUACCAGAUCCUGCUUCCCCUACCGCCAAAGAUCGACCCUUCGGUUACUAUGAUGACGGUCGAGGACAAGCCUGAUGUCACUUAUGGAGAUGUUGGAGGUUGCAAAGAGCAGAUUGAGAAGCUACGAGAAGUCGUCGAGAUGCCGCUGCUGUCACCAGAGCGCUUCGUCAACCUUGGUAUCGACCCGCCCAAGGGUGCUCUUCUCUACGGUCCCCCUGGAACCGGAAAGACGCUUUGCGCCCGAGCUGUUGCCAACCGAACCGACGCCACCUUUAUCCGAGUCAUCGGAUCCGAGCUUGUUCAGAAAUAUGUUGGAGAGGGAGCGAGGAUGGUGCGCGAGCUGUUUGAGAUGGCGCGAACAAAGAAGGCGUGUAUCAUCUUCUUCGAUGAAAUCGAUGCCGUUGGUGGCGCUCGUUUCGACGACGGUGCUGGAGGCGACAACGAAGUGCAGCGUACUAUGUUGGAACUCAUUACACAACUUGAUGGUUUCGACGCUCGCGGCAACAUCAAGGUCAUGUUCGCGACCAACAGACCUUCAACCCUCGACCCUGCCCUCAUGCGUCCGGGACGUAUUGACCGAAAGAUCGAGUUCUCGUUACCCGACAUGGAAGGUCGUGCCAACAUUCUCCGUAUCCACGCCAAGAGCAUGAGUGUAGAGCGCGACAUCCGUUGGGAGCUCAUCUCUCGUCUCUGUCCCAACAGCACAGGUGCCGAGUUGAGGAGUGUAGCUACAGAGGCUGGUAUGUUCGCCAUCCGCAGUCGCAGAAAGGUUGCCACCGAGAAGGACUUUCUCGCCGCUGUGGACAAGGUGAUCAAAGCCAACAUGAAGUUCAACAGCACUGCAGUGUACGCUCAGUACAAUUAA
Alternaria alternata is the source of this 1488-nucleotide messenger RNA. Its product is annotated as 26S proteasome subunit P45. The transcript is spliced from 3 exons. Gene Ontology annotation, biological process: proteasome-mediated ubiquitin-dependent protein catabolic process. NCBI's taxonomy places the organism in Eukaryota, Fungi, Ascomycota, Dothideomycetes, Pleosporales, Pleosporaceae. The coding region runs from base 169 to 1488 and encodes 439 amino acids. Gene Ontology annotation, cellular component: proteasome regulatory particle, base subcomplex. Gene Ontology annotation, molecular function: proteasome-activating activity; ATP binding; ATP hydrolysis activity. The record is from RefSeq and is a predicted model, not a curated record.